This is a messenger RNA of Entamoeba invadens IP1, 1101 nucleotides long. RefSeq lists its product as hypothetical. Bases 1 to 1101 code for a protein of 366 amino acids. The transcript has a single exon. The record is from RefSeq and is a predicted model, not a curated record. NCBI's taxonomy places the organism in Eukaryota, Evosea, Mastigamoebida, Endamoebidae.
AUGAGUCAAUUAGACGGUUAUCAUUUAAUGGUUGUUUCCCAAUACUUUUCAACAAUACAAGACUUCAUUUCAAUUGAGUUCGUCUGCAAAAGGUAUUUAAAUAACAUGGAGAGGUAUCACGCCAACCCAAUUCCCCUCACUUUAAAAACCAUAAAAUACUUCCCAAAAAUAGAAACACUCAACAUUUGGUCCUAUGACGACGAAUUUUUUGGAAACGACAUUUUCAACACAAUUAAAACCAAAACAGAAUUAAAAAUAGACUUCUAUCGAAUCAACGUUUGGUUCAACGUCGACUACACUUUUACUCAAACGCACAGAGACUCAAAUUUUACAUUCAAAAGUGUGACUUAUACAAAAGAAGAUAGAGAAAAAUAUGGACCAAUAAUUCCAAACACUAUUAAUCGACUUGGAAAUAACUGUUUUGAGUCCUCCAAUGUAGUUUCCUUACAAAUUCCGGACUCAGUGACUUCACUUGGGAAUUUCUGUUUUAAUUUAUGUGGGGGGUUGGCGUCUGUCACGCUUCCAAAAACGCUGAAAGAGAUUGGGAAGUACUGUUUUUACUAUUGUGAGUCCCUCAGAGAUAUUGUAGUCCCGCAGUCUGUCACGGCAAUAGGAGAGUACUGUUUUGGUUAUUGCAAUACACUCGCGACUAUCAACUUUUCAAACUCGAUUUCGGAGCUCCCCGAUAACUGUUUCUACGCGUGUUAUAAUCUGCAGAACAUUUCGUUUGAGUCGCGACUGAAGUCGAUUGGAGAGUAUUGCUUUGGGUACUGCCACUCCCUUAAAUCAGUCAAAAUACCGUAUUGCGAAUCUUGCAUUAAAAACUGCGCGUUCUUCGAUUGUGGUAAUUUGACGUCGAUAACAAUCAAUGGAAGUGUGAACACUUUUGGAUAUGGCUGCUUUUAUAGGUGCAGUUCCCUCGCACUUGUCAAUAUCCCAAGCGGAGUGUCUGAUAUUGGAGAAAUGUGUUUUAAUGGGUGUGAGUCUUUGCGUUCAAUUUCUUUGCCAAUUAAAUUGGGAAAUCGCGAAAAUAUUUCUUAUAUCAGUUACUCGAAUUUGGAUAAAGUUGUUCUGACUAAAAACGUGGGGAGAAGCAGUUAA